GGGGUCCUCUCCUUCCUUCUCUCACCCAGCCACCCGUCAGCCCCCCCUAGUCGCUUUUUGCUUGGCGUCCCUUCUUUGCGUGGCACAUGCUGCCACCUCCCCUGACCUUCUCUCAUUCACGCCGUCUCAUCCCUGGGGUGGAGAGUUGCACAGGGAAAACGAGUAGGUCCUCCCGGAACACCCCUUCGUCUCCCCCCCCCCCAUCCUUAUCUUUGCAUACUGUCUUCUCCCUGCGAAUGAAAGAUGGAUGGAUUGAGGCUUCUGGCAUGGAUAUAACGGCUUAGGGCCUUACAGGCCCCUGUUACGGGACCUUGGUGGGCGGGGAGGUGGAGGUGGUUAGUGUUGGCUGCUGAUCUGUUAUCCCCACUCGCCCGUUAUUUUGCUGCGACACAGAGAUUGCGGGGGGGGGGGGGCGGAAUCGUCGAAGCGGAUCAAAUCUGUAGUAAAUCUGACGCAAUAGUGUAUCUUUGAUACCGAGGGGCGUUUUGUGGGAGACUCCCAUGAUGACAUUCAACAGUGUGCAAGAAACUUAGAUUUUUUAAUGUAAUAAUAGUAACAAGCAUUUAUUGAGUGCACACUACAUGCCAGGCACUGUAUUGAGAUCUUAACAUGAAUUCUGUAAUUUUAUUCUUACAACUCCAUAAGGUAAAUGAUGUCAUCAUCUGAGUUUUGCAGAUGAAGAAACUGAGGUACAAGUGGUGAGUGCCCGAGUGAGGAUCUGAACCCAGGUGUCUCUCUUAAAUACGAGCCUUUGAUGGUUUAAUAAGAACCAUCUUUUCAACAGAAACCAGAGGCGGCCUCACAUUAUAUUUGUUCAUCCUGAAGUGAUGUGCUUUGUUCUGUUUUAACUAAAGAGCUCAACACCUUUUUAACGUUAAGUCCAUUGUUAGGUCUAACAUUUGGAGCCAGCCAGAUUGGACUUUUUGCUCUGCUACUUACUGUCCAAAUGACCCAAGGCACUUUGCUAAAACCGCCCAGAGCCACAGUUGGCUCACCUGUGAAAUGAACAUUACAAUAGCUACUCUAUCGGUAGGUCCUUAUGAAGUUUAAAUUAGACAAAGUGUAUAAAAGUGUCUGGCAUGUAGCAAGCACUCAACACUCCCCUACCUUUAUUAAGUAAUUAGGCUUUUUCCUAAUAUACACACCGGAGACAUGUUCUAAAUUAUGUAAGACCAAAGCCAUUUUGCCUUGUAAAGCCCUCAAGAGUUCCGAAGAUGCCAUUAAGUCUAUGUGUUUGCAAAUUUUUAUUUUAUUUUUUUGUUUUUUGUUUUGUUUUGUUAUUGUUUUUUAGUUUGCCUCAUGUGUACCAGAAUCAGUGCUGCGUAGUUUGACCCUGAUAGGAUUGACUUUACAAAUGAGACAUUUUAAGUCACGUCUGCCAAGAGGUGUCAUUUGAAUGAAACUGUAACUUAUACAAGUUUUCAGGUAUUUUUAACCUGAGUUAUCAGCUGUCUGCAGUUAUUCAUAACCUGAGGGGUGGAUGGCCCUGAAGGGGAGGGAUAAGAACUGCGGAUCUUAGAUAUUCUGAGAACCCACUACUGUGAAAUCAUGUGCUGACAGCCCCAAAGGGAGCAUAAACCAGGGGCUCUGAUAUCAUGCAGCAGAAGAGCAAAUUAUUUCUCCAGGCUUUGAAGUAUAGUAUUCCUCGCCUUGGGAAAUGCAUGCAGAAACAGCACUUGAAUCACUAUAACUUCGCUGAUCAUUAUUACAAUAGAAUAAAAUUGAAAAAAUGUCACCUAACCAAGUGUCUGCAGGAUAAACCCACGAUAUCAGAGUUAGCAAGGAACAUCCCGAGUCGGAGCUUCUCAUGUAAGGAUUUUCUGCCUAUUAAACAAGAAAACAAAGACUCACUUUCAGAAAACAUGGAUGCAUUUGAAAAAGUGAGAACAAAAUUAGAAACACAGCCACAAGAAGAAUAUGAAAUCAUCAAUGCAGAGGUGAAGCAUGGUGGUUUUGUUUAUUAUCAAGAAGGUUGCUGCUUGGUUCGUUCCAAAGAUGAAGAAGCAGAUAAUGAUAAUUACGAAGUUUUAUUCAAUUUGGAGGAACUUAAAUUAGACCAGCCCUUCAUUGAUUGUAUCAGAGUUGCUCCUGAUGAAAAAUAUGUAGCUGCUAAGAUAAGAACUGAAGAUUCUGAAGCAUCUACCUGUAUAGUUGUGAAGCUAAGUGAUCAGCCUGUAAUGGAAGCCUCUUUCCCAAAUGUGUCCAGUUUUGAAUGGGUAAAGGAUGAAGAAGAGGAAGAUGUUUUAUUCUACACCUUCCAGAGGAACCUUCGCUGUCAUGAUGUGUAUCGAGCAACUUUUGGUGAUAACAAACGUAAUGAACGUUUUUACACAGAAAAGGACCCAAGCUAUUUUGUUUUCCUUUAUCUUACAAAAGACAGUCGUUUCCUCACCAUAAACAUUAUGAACAAGACUACUUCUGAAGUAUGGUUGAUAGAUGGCCUAAGCCCUUGGGACCCACCAGUACUUAUCCAGAAGCGAAUACAUGGCGUCCUUUACUACGUUGAACACAGAGAUGACGAAUUAUACAUUCUCACUAAUGUUGGCGAGCCUACAGAAUUCAAGCUCAUGAGAACAGCAGCUGAUACCCCUGCCAUUAUGAAUUGGGAUUUAUUUUUCACAAUGAAGAGAAAUACCAAAGUUGUAGACUUGGACAUGUUUAAGGACCACUGCGUUCUGUUCCUGAAGCACAGCAAUCUACUUUACGUUAAUGUGAUUGGUCUGGCUGAUGACUCGGUUCGGUCUCUGAAGCUUCCUCCUUGGGCCUGUGGAUUCAUAAUGGAUACAAAUUCAGACCCAAAGAACUGCCCCUUCCAGCUUUGCUCUCCAAUACGUCCCCCAAAAUACUACACAUACAAGUUUGCAGAAGGCAAACUGUUUGAGGAAACUGGGCACGAAGACCCAAUCACAAAGACUAGUCGUGUUUUACGUCUAGAAGCCAAAAGCAAGGAUGGAAAAUCAGUGCCAAUGACUAUUUUCCACAAAACGGAUUCUGAGGACUUGCAGAAGAAACCUCUCCUGGUACAUGUAUAUGGAGCUUAUGGAAUGGACUUAAAAAUGAAUUUCAGACCUGAAAGACGGGUGUUGGUGGAUGAUGGAUGGAUAUUAGCAUAUUGCCACGUUCGGGGUGGUGGUGAGUUAGGCCUCCAGUGGCACGCUGAUGGCCGUCUAACUAAAAAACUCAAUGGCCUUGCUGACUUAGAGGCUUGCAUUAAGACGCUUCAUGGCCAAGGCUUUUCUCAGCCAAGUCUAACAGCCUUGACUGCUUUCAGUGCUGGAGGGGUGCUUGUGGGAGCAUUGUGUAAUUCUAAUCCAGAGCUCCUAAGAGCUGUGACUUUGGAGGCACCUUUCUUGGAUGUUCUCAACACCAUGAUGGAUACUACACUUCCUCUGACAUUAGAAGAAUUAGAAGAAUGGGGGAAUCCUUCAUCUGAUGAAAAACACAAGAACUACAUAAAACGUUACUGUCCCUAUCAAAAUAUUAAACCACAGCAUUAUCCUUCCAUUCACAUCACAGCUUAUGAAAAUGAUGAGCGUGUACCUCUGAAAGGAAUUGUAAACUAUACUGACAAACUCAAGGAAGCCAUUAUGGAGCAUGCUAAGGACACUGGUGAAGGCUACCAGGCCCCCAAUGUUGUGUUAGAUAUUCAGCCUGGAGGCAAUCAUGUGAUUGAGGAUUCUCACAAAAAGAUUACAGCCCAAAUUAAAUUCUUGUACGAGGAACUUGGACUUGACAGCACCAGUGUUUUCGAGAAUCUUAAGAAAUACCUAAAAUUCUGAAACGCUGCAUUCCAUGGGAAUUGGAAACACACUGAAAUAUUUCAUAGUCUUAUUUCCAAUUGGGUAAGCAACAGUGAGAUUUUUUUUUAAGUUAGUAAUUUUUUAAAAUUUGCUUCUCCAUCCACAUUUUGUCUCGUGUAUAUCUCACUUGCUUCUACUGCUCUGUCCUUUGGCACACGUGCCCUUUAACCUAGGAAAGGGGUUUUCAAACCGUGCUCCUCAGAAGGACACGGAGGAUGGGGUGAAGGAAGGUUUGGUGACAACACAACUCUCCCAGCUCCCCCUUCAGAACAGCUCUGUUUCUGUCUGUCCGAACUAACAUUUCCUUUGAAAAGUUUACAAAUCAAGGUCCUGCCUCUUUGCUAAUGAACACUUUUAGACACGUCAGCAGUAAGUCCUCCAAUUUCUAUGUCUGUAUUUUAUGAAAAGAGGUAACAUUCUUCACAUUAGAAUUCAUUAGAUCUCUCUGAUAGUCCGGGGUCCUCAGGUGUCCCGAUCAUCUCUUACACUGAUGCUAGCUCAAUAAAGUUACAAGUUCCUGCAAGCGAUAGUUUUAUUAUUUUUAAAAAACAUUUGAGAACCUUUUCUAAAGCUGUUACAUUCACGUUGUAUUACCCAGCCGUCUGUGGUGCGUGAAGUUACUGCACAUGCUUAGGAGGGAACAGGACGUCAGUGUCUUCAUCUCUUUAACACAAGCUGUGCAGUAGGUUUAAUGUGCUGGAAUAGCACGCCCGAUUAGAAACAAAACAUCUGUCUCUGAAAGCUGUUUGGUGAUGAAGGAGAUUCUUCGUGUUGUAUUCAAGGACGAGGCCUUCUCCUUUGUCCAGUAAAAUGUCAUGCGUAUCAACUUCACCGCCCUUGUCGGCAAAACUGGUACUUAACCUUAUGCUUGCUCUUGUGGGAAUAUUGGGAACCAUUUCCUUUAGAUUUAGCGGUGAGGAUUCUCCAAAAUUCAGAACCACCAGAAAGACUCGGUCGAUGCCAUCCAGCUCUCUUGUGUACACGACAGAGUGGCUGUUAUUCCUCAGAUAGCAAAACCAGCCCCUGCUGAGGAGCAGCUCAUUGACAUGAAGCAAACUUAAUUCUUGAUAGAACUUCAGUGCUGAUCUGGGCUGAGUCUUUUGGACCUAUUUAAAAAAAAAAAAAAGAAAAAAUUAACUAUUCACUUCUCAAAUAGUUGUUAGCGUGUUUUUUUUGUUGUUGUUGUUGUUUUUUGUUUUUUGUUUUUUUUUAGUAGUCUUAGUAUCAAAUAAGGAACUUAUUUCCCAAAAAAGUUUGCUUCGGUUUUGCCCAUUAAAAUGACUACCAAAUUGUAAGUAUUGAUAGGUUGGUAAGAGUAGUUUAUUUAACUACCGAGAGAUACUGCAAAUGCAGGGAGUCAUUGGGUGCACAGCGUUCUGCUCGCAUUUUGGCCAGACGUUAUGAGAGACCAAAUUUGACUCCACUUUAGGUAUCUCAAAACAAUGUCCGUGUCUAAGUUACCUGGUGUUUAACUUGCCUAACUACAGUUCCUUUAUGCUACAUUGUAACUGGAAGAAAGGCUGCCACUGUGGCCAUGAACUGGGAGGGCUUCCCUGUUCUCUUUUGUAGAAUAGUUUGGAGGUCUCUUUAACUUCAGCAGACACGUGUUCCUUACGUAGCCAGUGGUGAACAGAAAGUUGCAAAAAAGGACACAAAGCAAAAUGCUGCCUACAGGGAAAGUUUAAAAAUUAUACUUCUUUAAUGUGUAUCCAUUAAAGAAGAUUGGGGUUUAUUUCACAGCUAUAUAGAGCAUAUAUAAUUUAAUUUCAAGCGCCUUCUCCUGUGAUUAUGUUAAAAUGUCAUUUUAAUAACAGGAUAAUGUUUGGUUGAAUGGAUAUACCAAAUUUAAAACCAUCCCUGUCAUUUCAGCAUUCAGCUUUCUAAUAUUUUCUCAUAUUUGUAGUGCCUCUCCCAUAUCUGGAUUAUUUAUUUAGGAUAGAAAGACCAUUACUAUGUCAGAGAGUAUGGAUACUUGAUACAUAAUGCCAAAUUAGUCUUCAUAAGAGCUGUUGCCAAAUCAGUGGUGAUGUUCAUUUCCGUGGACUCUUGCCAGCCAUGUUGACUGCGGCGGUGGUGGCUGUCAUUGCUGUUAUCAUUGUUGUUACUGCGGGGCAGGUGCCUAAUGUGUGGUCUUCAGUGAACAUCUACUGAAUGUUUGAAAAAUGUUUAUUCUCUGUUAUCAGGCACAAAGGUAUUUAUGGUACAUGUAUAUGGUAUAUGUAUAUGACUUGUCAAAUUACUAUUAACAUUUUCUAUAGCCUUAGAUGAUGCAUGGAAAAGCAUAGUUCGGUGCCACUCACAUAAGAAGUGCCCAGUAAGUGUUAACUAUUAUCUGUGUCUACUUUCUAGAAGUAUGUUGAAGUGUCUCUCUGUAAUUGUGGAUUUGUCAGUUUCUCUUGGCAUUUCUCAUAGUACUUGUUUUAUAUAUUUGGACGCUAUUGUUAGAUGCAUAGAUCAUGACUUGUAGUGGAAUGUUCUUUAACAGUUUUUGAAAAUUACAUUGGUCUCAUAAUGCUUUCAUAUUGAAUUCUAUUUUGUCUGCUAUUAAAUAUUUCCACACCUGC
Messenger RNA from Panthera uncia (snow leopard), 6364 nucleotides. RefSeq names its product prolyl endopeptidase like (gene PREPL). The transcript is spliced from 14 exons. Bases 1596 to 3779 code for a protein of 727 amino acids. Gene Ontology annotation, cellular component: cytoskeleton; Golgi apparatus. Gene Ontology annotation, biological process: proteolysis. The record is from RefSeq and is a predicted model, not a curated record. Gene Ontology annotation, molecular function: serine-type endopeptidase activity. Lineage: Eukaryota; Metazoa; Chordata; Mammalia; Carnivora; Felidae.